CAGAAACACGUGUAAUAAUCUUACUGGGAAGAACAUAGACUUUUUGGACAAAGGAGCUUUACCUUCGGAUCCUCUACCUUCUUCAUGAAGAUAUCUGACACUGGUCAAAAACAGAGAUCCUCCGUCAAAAAGACUGGCAAGAAAUUUUGAUACUUUAGUCCUAUUAAUUAAUUAAACCACUACUCAAAGGCCAGAGCCCAGAGACUCAUUUCUCUGCCCUGAACUCAAACAACAGAACCACCAUAGCUGAAGCAAACACAACACAAUGUUUCCAGCUCUCAAUCCCAAAUACUUGCCCAAAUCAAUGUCCUCCCUCUUCUCAGCCUACGCUUCCUUCACAGCAUUCAAGUUCUUGCUCCAGACCGUUGUCAAUGAGCUCAAAGACUUCAUUCCCCCCUGGGUUCGAUCAUACAUAUACUCGAAGCUUCGAAAAUACUUCUUCAAACCUCGCCCAAAUGAUAAGCUCACUCUUGUCAUCAACGAGAACAUCGGCAUGGCACCCAACGAGGUCUACAACAAGGUGGAGGUGUACCUCGGAUCCAAGAUUAGUCCCUCCGAUUCGCGACUCGAACUGAGCAAGACGAGCAAGCAGAAGAGUGUCAGCCUCGCCAUUGAGAAAAGAGGCCAAGAUGUCAAGGACACAUUCGAUGACAUUGAGCUCCGGUGGACCUACGUGGCCAAAUCAUCAAAGAAGUGCAGAACCAAUAAGUUCAGGCCUCCUGGUGAUGAUGGAGAAGAGGAAUCUCAGUGGAGCUUUGAGUUAAGUUUCGAUAAGGAACACAGAGCCAAAGUGAUAGACUCCUACAUGCCCUAUGUGCUUGCUCAAGCUGAGUCCAUUAAACAAGGGGAAAGGGUUCUGAAGCUUCAUAGCACCGGCAGGGAACAAUAUGGGGCUUCCAAGAGUUGCAUAGAUCUCGUGCACCCUGCAACUUUCGAGACGAUGGCAAUGGAUCCAGAACUCAAGAAGAUGAUUAUAGAUGACUUGGAUAGGUUCGUGAAGAGAAGGGAGUUGUAUAAGAAGGUUGGGAAGGCUUGGAAGAGAGGGUAUUUGUUGUAUGGUCCCCCCGGUACUGGAAAAUCGAGCUUGAUUGCAGCCAUGGCAAAUUAUCUCAAGUUUGAUAUAUAUGAUCUGGAGCUUUCUAGCAUUUACGGCAACUCUGAAUUGAGAAGGGUUUUACUUUCUACAUCAAAUCGUUCUAUUGUGGUCGUGGAGGACAUUGAUUGCAGUGUGCAAAUCAAAAAUCGGGAAUCAGCUCAGCCUUCUAAAAUCCCAGCAACUCAUGCAAGCAGGGACUGCAAGUUCACCCUAUCGGGUCUACUGAACUUCAUAGAUGGUCUGUGGUCGUGCUGCGGCGAUGAGCGAAUAAUUGUGUUCACCACCAAUCACAAGGAGAGACUAGACCCUGCAUUGUUGCGUCCAGGUCGAAUGGACUUGCACAUUCACUUGUCAUAUUGCACCCCAAGUGGGUUCAGAAUCUUAGCCUCUAACUACCUUGGCAUUCAUGAAAGCAGCCCUCAUCACCUCUUCGGAGAAAUUGAAAGCUUAAUAGAGAGCACAGAGGUCACCCCUGCAGCUAUAGCUGAGGAGCUUAUGAAGAGUGAUGAUGCAGAUGUUGUUCUAGAAGGGCUUGUCAAAUUCCUCAAAGAAAAGAAGGCCGCAGAUGAUAAAAUGAAGUCAAAAAAGGCUAAAAAAGCUGAGCAGGAAAGGAUUAAGAAAGCAGAGGAGGAAGGGAGUAAAAGUGGAGAGGAGGAAGGGACUAAUAAAGCAGAGGUGGAAGGGAGUAAAAAAGGAAAUGAGGAAGCCACUAAGAAAGCAGAGGAGGUAGGGACUGAAAAAGGAAAGGAGGAAGGGACUCACAAAACAGAGAGUCAGGAAAGGGAUGAGGAUGUGAACACAAACUGCUAGAAGAGUUGGAAGAAGAAGACAGAAGCCACAAUUUGAUCAUCGGCAAGUGCUAUGCCAAGUAGGCUAUCUUUAUGAGUUGAUUAGGGAUUGAAAUGUCUGGAAACUCUUAUCGGGUUAAUUUCUACUCGCAAUAACCUAAUCUUAGCUUGGUUUAUUUAGUAAGAAUAGGUUUUCAGAGUCGGUCUAGCAGCAGGAAUUCCUAGUCAAGUUAAAUUGUUUUGCUGUAGUCUCAUCUACUUAUGAAUUACAUGUUUAGAGAUCAGUUUCCUUGGCAUGCAUGUAUCACUGUUAAGUUGGUUAAUCAAUUGCUUACCAUGGAGAAUGCUCAAGUCAA
Messenger RNA from Rosa rugosa (rugosa rose), 2240 nucleotides. RefSeq names its product AAA-ATPase At2g18193-like. NCBI's taxonomy places the organism in Eukaryota, Viridiplantae, Streptophyta, Magnoliopsida, Rosales, Rosaceae. The coding region runs from base 266 to 1906 and encodes 546 amino acids. Gene Ontology annotation, molecular function: ATP binding; ATP hydrolysis activity. The record is from RefSeq and is a predicted model, not a curated record. The transcript has 2 exons.